Toxotes jaculatrix (banded archerfish) is the source of this 5365-nucleotide messenger RNA. RefSeq names its product ring finger protein 220a (gene rnf220a). The transcript is spliced from 15 exons. Gene Ontology annotation, molecular function: metal ion binding; ubiquitin protein ligase activity. Gene Ontology annotation, biological process: protein ubiquitination. Lineage: Eukaryota; Metazoa; Chordata; Actinopteri; Toxotidae. The coding region runs from base 928 to 2973 and encodes 681 amino acids. The record is from RefSeq and is a predicted model, not a curated record.
GCUUCACUCCUCUUUCCUCUCACUGAUCGUCCCUCUCGGUGUUUCAGCGGAGGGGCUGCACGCGCGAUUGCGCUAUUGAUAGCCACUUUACACUGUGUCUGUGGAAAGUCAGCCUCUCUUUCUCUCCCUCGCUCUCUCUGUCCUCCUCUCUGGCUGCGCUUUGGUAACCUAACAGGGAGGUGUUAACUACUUUUGCUUCCCCAAAGCGCCUCCCGUUAUCUCCGGUGCUGCUGCGCAAGAGUCAGAAGGGCCACUGCUACUGAUAUUCCCACUCCGCAGAAAAGUUUUCGGUUUGUUGUGAGGAUAAAAAAAAAAGCGAAACCCCGGAAACCGAGGAGUCGUCUGUAGUAGAAGCGGAUUCUGCCGCGAAGAGUAUGAAGACCACAUGAAGGUGAGGAACCAGCUUUGAUGUCCACCCUCCCAGGACCCUUUGGCUUCUGCAGCACCUCCAACAAACACUCCAGAAGGGAGACUUUUACCACUUUUUACCCAGGAGGAAAAACGUAAUCUUAAAAAUUUGUUGUAUCUAUUGAAAGGAACUGGGCCAAACUGUAAAGGACUAAAUAAACCAAGUGGCACUUACCUGGCAUGGAAUGAUCUGGACUGAACAGAGUUCAAGUCAAUUUGACUGGAGACAUAUUCAUUCUCUUUAGUUCUACUGAAGAGAAAUGAACUGAAUACAAGCUAAUCCGACCUGACGUUGGUGGACACUCCUUAAUUUCUUAAAGAGUUGUUUCCUAUGAAUGGCUUUUUUCUGAGCCCCUUCUGCUAAAAACCCAACUCCCUUAUUUAACUCUCCAAACCAGAUUCCCUCAAUUCCUCAGACCCUUUCCAAGGGUCUUGGACACUGUCUCCAAUCUCACUGAGGAGGAAUCAUCUCCUCCUCUUCCUCCCAAACUCCUUACGACCUCUCUCUUCCAUCCAGACAUGGACCUCCACAGGGCAGCCUUCAAAAUGGAGAGCUCCUCCUACCUGCCCAAUCCCCUGGCCUCCCCGGCCUUAAUGGUCUUGGCCUCCACCGCUGAAGCUUCUCGCGACGCCUCCAUUCCCUGCCAGCAGCCUCGUCCAUUUGGUGUGCCGGUUUCUGUUGAGAAAGACGUCCAUUUGCCAUUUAACAAUGGUUCUUACACAUUUGCAUCAAUGUACCACCGCCAAGGUGCAGUCCCGCCAGGAUUCCCCAACAGGGACUUCCCUCCGUCCCUCCUCCACCUCCAUCAUCAGUUUGCCCCACCUAAUCUGGACUGCUCGCCAAUCAGUAUGCUGAAUCACAGUGGCGUUGGCGCCUUCAGGCCUUUUGCCUCACCUCCGGAAGAUCGGGAUGGGGCACCAGGUGGGUAUCAGUCUGCGUUCACCCCAGCCAAGCGCCUCAAAGGCUGUCUGGAUGCAGAAGCUUCACCCCACCUGCGGUACUCUGAUGCAGAGGGGAAAGAGUACGACUUUGGAGGUGCUCAGAUCCCUCCUGGAGGCUCACCCAGCAGCGCCCUGAAGGCAGUGGAGGACAGUGGGAAAAAGAUCUUCGCUGUGUCAGGCCUCCUGUCUGAUCGAGAGACUUCUUCCAGCCCUGAGGACCGCAUUGAGCGCUGUAAAAAGAAGAUGUCCCUGUACGACAGCCAGGCUCCGGUCUGUCCCAUCUGCCAGGUGCUGCUCAGGCCCGGAGAGCUACAGGAACACAUGGAGACAGAGAUAGAGAGGCUAGCUACCAUAUGCCUCAGCAGUAAGAACCCUUCACCCAAGGAUGGAGCAGCCACUCCAGGAACCCCUAAGUCGAUGCUGUUGUCGGUGCACAUCAAGCGUGAGGGAGAGUCUCCCGUGGUCUCGCCUCUGUCCUCUGAAGACGCCCACCACUCCGACAGAUACCAGACAUUUUUACGAGUUCGGGCAAACAGGCAAACAAGAUUGAAUGCCCGUAUAGGGAAGAUGAAGAGGAGGAAGCCUGAGGAGGGGGGCCAGGUAUGUCCGCUGUGCAGCGCCCCAUUGGCUGGGAGCGAGGAGGAGAUGAGUAGACAUGUGGAACAAUGCCUGAUCCAGCGUGAGGGUGCGUUAGGCGACGAUGACUCUGCAGACAUGGAUGGAGAGAAUGGCCGGGGCUUUGAGGAGUACGAGUGGGCAGGGCAGAAGAGGAUCAGAGCUACAGCUUUGCUGGAGGGAGGUUUCAGAGGAACAGGUUUUGCCACGUGUAAUAUCAAGGAAAGCGCGGCAGAUAGCGACGCCGACCUAGACGUGGACGGAGACGACACCCUGGAGUAUGGCAAAGCCCAGUACACCGAGGCCGAUAUCAUCCCCUGCUCUGGAGCCGGGGAGGACCAAGGAGAGGCCAGAGAGAGGGAGGCACUACGGGGAGCCGUGCUGAACGGUGGGAUGCCCUCGAACAGAAUAACGCCCGAGUUCUCCAAAUGGGCUAGUGAUGAGAUGCCUUCAACAAGCAACGGCGAGAGCAGCAAGACAGACCCCAGCACUCCUUCAUCCUCCUCCUCUUCCUCCUGUGCCCCGCGCACCUGUAAAAACAGCGAGAUCGAAAAGGUAACGGAGGAGGAGUCCACAGCUACCACCAUGGAGGCCCUGAAGGCUCGAAUCAGAGAGCUGGAGAGGCAGAUACUGAGAGGAGACCGAUAUAAGUGUCUCAUCUGCAUGAGAAAGCCUGCUAUCCAAUCAGGCGCGGAGAUCAAGAGCCUAGGGGUGUGGCCAGGGCCCCGGCCACUGGCCAGUGAGGUCGGAGAGAGGCAGCCUAAGUCCCUCCCCCUCGGCCUGUACUGCCUGUACAGGGGCCUUGUGAUUGGUGGCUACGGCAGCGGCAUAAAGAGGCUCCUCCCACAGCCCCUACGGAGGGACUCCUACACGAUGCCGCUCACCUCCAUCCAGUGCUGGCAUGUCCAUUGUGAAGAAUGCUGGCUCAGGACUCUGGGGAACAAGAAGCUGUGCCCACAGUGCAACACCAUCACCUCACCCGGAGACCUGAGGCGUGUCUACUUGUAAAGAGCACACCCACCCGCCUCUUCGUCCUUCCAGUCCAUUCCUCUUUCCAUCUUGAAUUUCAUCACCCUCCCCGUCGAUCUACAUUUGUUUUCUCUCUCUGUCUCUCUCUCUCUCUCUCGCGUACAGCCUGUAUCAUAGCUCAAAGAGAGCGUACAGAGACAGGACGGCUGUCUGCGAGACUCCGCUGAACCUUUGAGGAGGUCAAAACUUUGUUUGAAUGAAUGACUGAGCAGCACUCACUGACUCCCUGGCUGCCUGGCCACCCAUUUAAAAAAAAAAAAAUGAAAACACAGAGCCCUGCAGUGUCACUGGUCAGUAGGCUUGUUUCCUCUGCCUUACUGACACGACUCCUUCUACGUGUGACGCGGGGUGUCGUCCACUGAAAGACUUUGCAAGUCGGUGAAGACGCCCUGCUGACACAUGGUAGCUUCACGCUGGCAGAGCUGGACCUGAAAGGAACUUCGUGAUGCAGAAUAUAAAGACUUCUUUUUCCCCCCCUAUAGCUCUUCUUUGACAUUUCAGUGGUGCUGGACAAACAGGCUCUGCCCCGAAGACUUGACAGAAAGCUUCUUUUUCCUUUUUUUUUUUUUUUUUUUGUUCUCUGUUCCAGAGAGAAAACUCUACCUUCAUGCCCCUGUUGCUUAAGAGAAUUUAAAAAAAAAGGGCCACUAAAACUGAGCUUUCAACCAAACUGAGAAUAACCUCACAACCUUGAAAAGGAGUUUGACACUUUCUCCUCUUACACCUCUUCUUCUUCUUCGUCUUCUUCCUCUCGCGGGCCCCUCCCUCCCCCUCUUCCCUCUUUAGUGGUGUUCUAGUGAAGUAAACCAAAAUUUCUCCCCUUCCGAGAUGCAGUGCAAGCACAUGUAAUAUAGUUCUAUGUAUGUUUACAAUGUUGGGUGUAAAUGACAUAGAGUUCACACACAAACACACAGACACACAUACACAUGCGCACACAUGUACACACAGAUGCAAACACAGGCACGUGUUACCAUCAGACACACACAGAAGUAUAUAAUAUCAAAGUCCUGUUUUUAGUUGGAAGGGUUUGGGAAUGAUGUUUUGGGGGGAAAAAAUGGCUGGAUUAAAAGAAGCCUUCUGUAUUUUUAAAAGAAAAAAAAGAUAAUUUGAAGAGCUGUUAAAGUUUUAUUUCACUGUACAGGAAUAAGAAAAUUUAAGUAAUAAUAAACUACUCAAGACUAGAUGGUCAGGAUUUAGGUGGUGUAAUUUUUCUGCAGAGUACUGGAGAGAUUCCCAUUGCCCAAGGUUUCCUGCAAACAAGCAGAAUGAUGGAACUGCUCUUUAGUUGCAGCGAUGUCCAACUGAGCCUCUUUUUCUAUAACCUCCAUUUCUGCUUCCUCCCAGUUGGAGUAACAACAUGCUCAGAUCAUAGUCUAGACAUUUUGUUUUACUGGUACACGUCUCAAAAGAACGCUUUUUUCCAUUGUUCUCAUACUGCUGUGCCGCGAAAAAGGUCCCAAAAUGGCAACCCAUUUAUGGGCAGGUUCUUUCUAAGUUAUAACAGAUGAGGGAAGUCUGUGGAAAAGAAGGAUGGUCAAGGCUGAACUGGCAACCUCAACAUUUCCCCCUUGUCCCUCUACGGCAGCAGCAGCCAAGGUGGUGGUGUGCUUUGUGUUUGUAAAACUAUGUAUUCUGUGACGUCUGUAUUGUUGUAAGAAAUGCUGAAAAAAAAAAAGAAAAAAUAAAACUUCUCAAAUACCACGCGUGGUCCUGUUGACACAACCCGGCUGGUAAAAUAAGACAUAGUGAAGAAAACUGUUGCUGUGUUCACUGAAAAAAAAGGUGAGGAAGAUGGCCUUAAUGCAAAAGACACACUUACUCUGUUCAUGUGCAUUUUUAAUAGACUGCGUGUCAUCUCCGUGUCAGUGUUCGCUCUCGUUGGACUUUUUUUUUUUUUUUUUGCAUCUGAAGUUGAUCAUCUCCAUCCGCUGUGAAACAAUGUUAAAGGUCCACAAUUUAAACAGUCAUCGUUUGUUUUCAGAAAGAAAGAAAUGGGGUCUGGGAUCCUUCUUUAUAGCAAGACAAAUAAUAAUUCUGGGGUGAGAAAAGCACGAGUCGAGCAGCCGUUGUAGCUGAAUUCAUCUCUGCUGAGGAGCCUGUAUUUUCUCUUAGCUCUGUUCUCUUUGGUUUCAGCUCAUCAUGUAGUUACACAUCCUGGUAGGUAAAUACUGAAUAGGGAAAAGGUUGCGACGCUGCGCUGUUGCAUUCACGUUGUGAUUCCUCUGAUCUUACAUUGAUUCGAACCUGCCCCAAAGAUGACAAAUUGCACAAGAGGAUUGUGUCAGAACUAAUUUGUGUCUUGUAUAUUCUUGGAAAUGGUACAUGUCUUUCCCGUUUGUAAACUACAUUUGACAUUAAUUAAAUGAUUGUA